Aspergillus homomorphus CBS 101889 is the source of this 867-nucleotide messenger RNA. Its product is annotated as UbiA family prenyltransferase. Gene Ontology annotation, molecular function: transferase activity, transferring alkyl or aryl (other than methyl) groups. Lineage: Eukaryota; Fungi; Ascomycota; Eurotiomycetes; Eurotiales; Aspergillaceae. The record is from RefSeq and is a predicted model, not a curated record. The coding region runs from base 1 to 867 and encodes 288 amino acids. Gene Ontology annotation, cellular component: membrane. The transcript is spliced from 3 exons.
AUGCUGCAGGUUCUCACCCGUGAGCUCACACUUUGCUAUGGGUUUGUGCGUCGGGACUUGGGAACUGGUCUUCUCCCCGUCCCUGCAUUCACCCUGGCUUCUCUCAUCUAUCGGAACGCGCCACGCUCGGAAAUUGCUCCAGCAAUUGGACACGCCUUUCUCUACGGCUUCCUCUACCUCUACACCUUCGUCGUCUCGAACCAGAUCAGCGGCGUGAGUGAAGACAAAGUCAACAAGCCCGAUCGUCCUAUUGCCUCGGGUGCAGAAUCAUUAUCAGCCGCCAAGAAUCGGUAUUGGUCACUCACAGUUAUAUACCUCGCUCUGGGCUAUUCUCUGGGAGUAUGCAAAUGGACCCUUCUGUGGAUCGCCACCACGAUCGCCCAUAACCCCUUAGGAUUCUCCAACUUCGGACCCACGAAAGAUCUGUGUAUGGGCCUUGGAUGCAUUGCACAACUGAAGGCGGCGUGGGCCAUUGGCGGUGCACCCGCGGAUAUGGGCUGGGCAUGGAUCAAGGUGAUCACUUUGUACAUGCUGUGGCCGAUUCCGCUGCAGGACCUGCGUGAUGUCCCCGGGGAUCUGGCCGCUGGACGACGCACGACGCCGAUUCUGCUCGGAGACCUGCCUGCGCGCAUCUACAUUUCGGUGGGGAUCGCGGUAUCACAGUACCUGCUUAUCUACCAUCGUAUUUUACAGCACCGGUAUGACGAUUCGACCGUUGCUUUGUCCGUGGCGCUGGGGCUGAUGACCGUUGGCUGUAUCUUCCGACUGUUUUAUUUCCGGUCUCUGACGAGCGACCGGUUUUCAUAUUGGUUGUACACGGUGAUCUACGUGCUGCAGCCUCUGGCUGCAUGCGUUACUCUCCGGUGA